Messenger RNA from Mastomys coucha (southern multimammate mouse), 9012 nucleotides. RefSeq names its product WD repeat-containing protein 87-like. NCBI's taxonomy places the organism in Eukaryota, Metazoa, Chordata, Mammalia, Rodentia, Muridae. The transcript has 10 exons. The record is from RefSeq and is a predicted model, not a curated record. Gene Ontology annotation, molecular function: protein binding. Bases 1 to 9012 code for a protein of 3003 amino acids.
AUGGUCUUGGAGGAAUGGAAAGUGAAUGGGAUGCCUAUGGUAUUGGAUGAUAUUAGAAACAGGGGUCCCCAGUUGGCAGGACGUGUGAUAACCAGUAUCAGUUCUUCUGAGACCAUUAAGACGCCUGCUAUCUUUGCUUUAGUUGAGAAAAAGAAACAUUUCUUGCCAGAUGUGGUGGCUCAUGCAUCUGAUCUCAGUGCCCAGGAACCAGAGGCAGGUAGAUCUCUGGUUCUGUACUUCGAGAUGAGUAGGAAGAGCUGGACGUUUACUAAGGCUUCGCCCUCACCCAGACUUAUUCCUGAGUGGAAGAAUUUGAAAUCCACCAUCUAUGAUAUCUUGAAGGACAGUGAGAUUCAUAAAGAAAUCAGGAAAAGUGUGUCUGUCCUGAGUGACUUGCCACGGAUUCUAUACCAUGAGUCUUAUAAUUUACAGAAAACGCCUUUCAUGAGCUUCUACUCGCUGGACACCAACUAUAUUGUCGCCUUUAACUGGUUGGAAUACUACGAGAGACAGACACACGCGGUACUGUGGACACAGGAAAAAGGUCUAAGAGAGGAAAGGAAGGUCACGAAGACGAAAUUUCCGUUGAUGGAUGAAGUGCCACCCAUCACAUCCAUGGUCCACGUGGCAUCCUAUUGCCUAUUAAUAGCUUAUUGUGAAGAUGUGCACCUGCGGCUCUUUGGAGACCACCACCAGGAGUUCAUAGCUCUGAGCACGGUGCCCUGUCAUUUCUUCAUCAGUUGUCUCUGCUAUGACUCAGAAACUGAGGUGCUCUCUUCUGGUACUUUGGGGGCUGUGGUUACCUGGUUCAUCGUAGCAAAUGGCAAGAGCCUGCAGAUGGCUCACAGAGUGGCCCUGAAUAGUCUCGAGCUUGUACAGGACUUGUACAUGAGCACGAGCAUGGGCUCCUUGAUAGCUCUGUGUGAGAGUGUCGUGAGGAUUUUUACCCACAAGGGUCAAGGCCAGCUUAAAGAAGUGAAGACCUUGACUGUCCUAUCUAGUGGCUUCUCCCUUACCUGCUCCUGUAGUUGUGUGCCACAGAAUGCCUUCUAUGCUGGGAACAAGAAUGGAGAGGUCCAUGUUUGGGAUUUAGAUAAUAGUAAGUUCCUUAACAGUUUCACAGCCCACCCCUCACCAGUGAUAUCCAUCUACAGUCAGCCUGAGACCUACACCUUGUUCACAGCAGGCAGCGAUGGUAUGUUGAAGGAGUGGAACCUCACCUCUGGGAACUUGUUGAGGCAGCUUAUUGUUGGCACAGAUCUGCAGCAGCUGCGAUUUAUUGAUAACAGCACGUUUUUCUGCCAGAGCACAUCUAGUUUCUCCUUGUACUUGCUGCCCCACUUUUACAACCUCUUCAACAUCUGUGGCUCUGCCCCCCAGAAGAUACAACGGAUCUUCUGUGGCCAUAACUGUACUCGUAUCCUGUGUGCCACAGAGGACGGUUUACUGCGCUUCCUGUCUCCAGUAACCGGGGACCUCCUCAUUGUAACCUGGCCCCUGCUUGCCAUGGAUAAGGCCGUGGCUUGGGCCUAUCACUCAGAGAGAGAGGAGCUCUUUGUGGCAAUUGGCAGCUCGGAGCUGCUAGUGUUUGACACCACUCGUUCUCCAUGUCCAGCCAAAUAUCUCCUGUGCACUUCAGAAAACUACAACGACAAAAUAAAAUGCCUGGCUUAUGGGGGGUCUCGUUUGGUUGACAGGAAAAAGGGGCUGAUGUUCUGUGGGCACGAGAGCGGCAUUGUGAGAAUCCUAUCCCAGGAUUGUUCUAUUCGGACAGAGAAGACUAUUCACUCUGGGGCGGUGUUGGCAUUAUGUACACCGGAGGGUUUUGAAGGAAGCUCCUUGGUGUGUUCCUAUGGUAAGGACAACUACAUACACCUCACAAAGGCUGUGCCUUCAGAGAAGAGAAUGGACCUGCAGCCCAUGACUGCAAUCGUCUGUCUUCACCCCUUAAAACAUGUGGUACUCUUGCCAGGUUCUGUGGGUGCUAUCACUGAGCACUCCUGCUGGCUUCUCUGGCACUAUCAAGAUUUUACAAAAGCAGCAUCACAGUCUAGUGCUAUGGUGAGACACUCGACCUCCCUGCAUGAAUGUGCUAUCACUUCAUUUGACAUCUGCCUCUCCCUGAAACUCUUUGUCACAGGAGCCACGGAUGGAUCAGUCCGUGUCUGGAAUUUCCAUGGAAAACUCGUAGCUCAGUUUGAAUCUGAACUGCAUUUUAGUUCACCCUGCUUCGCCAAUAGUCGAGGUGACCUGCUCUUGACUUUCAACCAAAGCAUCUACCUAGUAUCCUGCCUAAAGUUGCUCCCUCUCAGCUACCUUUUGAACCUAAGCAUGUUGACCUUGGACGAAGAUAUGGUAGAGACCCCAAGGCCCUUCCUUCCCAGCUUCUUCUUUCUGUUUGAAUUGAUAUUUGUACCCAAAUUCAUAUACAUGGAACAAAGUGUUCAAGAGCUUCAGGGGCUAGAGAGUCUUAUCAACAAACGGGCCAUCGCUUUUGAUGACAUUGUGCCCCACGUUGUAGAGGAGGGCAGACAUACAUCCAUUACAACGCAAGAGAGACCUGGGUUGUACUUUGUGCAGAAAAAAUACAUUGAUUUCUCCAUGUCUGAUGCCAGGAUGAAGUACCCCGAUGCUGUCCCUGCUCAGUUACAAGUACCUGGCUGGGAUGGGCUGAACUCCUACCGUUUGCUCCAAGGCUUCUUUGGCAAAGGGCAGAAAUGGCCAUUUGCUCCAGAUUGCUACAUCCCCAACUCAGUGAUCCGUGCCCGCCUUUGGCCUGAUGGUACCCCGGUCUUCCUGUGCUAUGACCUGUGCUUAUCGUAUGAACAGAUGGCUGAGGAGGUACCCGAAACAUUGAGAAUCCACCCAGUGCAAUCCCUGAGUCCAGACGAUACGGAAAUGCGAGCUAGAAAACUGAAGGAUAUAUACCAGGAGCAGAAAAGAGAAUCCUAUGGCAUCCUUGAAAGGAUGUCCAAUAAAAGCUGGAUGGGAAAAAAAUUCAGUGAUGGGAUUAUAGAAAAUAUGGUAGAGACCAUUCUCAACCUCACAGUUUUCUGUUCUACAGAAAAAUACAAGAAAUAUUUCAAUGCUCUAGUGGAGAUCUUUUUAACUCACCAAGUCCCUUCAAGGAUGCGUAUUGAGACAGCCUGUCGCCUGCUCAAAGAUAUAACUCACUACAAUGCCAGUAUCCGGGAAAUGGCCUGGGAAAUGCUAGAGAGGCUAGGCUUCAUAAGUCAGGUUUUUACUGUUCCCCUGAUCAUGGGGUUGAUGGACAGCGAGCAGGCUGUGCGGGCCAAGGUCGUACAACUUUUGUCCAAAUACACAGGCAUCCAAAGCAAGGCUAUGCUGUUACACCAGCUAAGACAACAGCAUGUCUACCAAGAGUUGGAAGAAGAAGUGGCGGAUGAUUUAGAUCUAAGUCACAUACUGAGUGUUCGGCAUAGUGACUUGCAGGACCUGCAUGGGUGUGUAAAGGAGAGGCUAAAUGAAGACCUGAGUUUGUCAAACAGAGCCGGCUCCCUUCGCUUUUCUAUUGAUUUGGAGAAGAACCUGGAGAUGUCUGACAAGGAAACAUUUAUACCUGUGUCAGACUCUAAAAUGAUUGAUGGGCUGAAGAAAAGAAAGAAACACGUUCAGAACAAGACCAGAAAGCUUGUUAGAGGAACCCUGAAGAUAUCCAAGAGAAGCAAAAAGACAGAAUUGCAAAAGGAGCCUUUAGAGACUGGAGUUGAACAAAGAAAGGCUAGGAAAGUCAUGCAAGUUGACACCAAGGAUGGUUCCUUAAUGCCAGAGCUGCCUCUCAGCUUUGACAAAACCCAGGAAGAAACCCAGGAAAUAACAGAAGUCAAAGAGGCAUUCAUAGACAAAGAGGCCAAAGUAGACUUGGGAGUCAAAGGGGUUUUGGCGGUCAAAAGGACCUUGAGAGCCAAAAGAGCCUUGCGAGUCAAAGCAGCCUUGCGAGCCAAAGCAGCCUUGGGAGUCAAAAGGGCCUUGGGAGCUGAAAAAGCCCUGGGAGCUGGAGAGGCUUCGAGAGCCAAAGAGGCCUUGGGAGUUGAAGAGGUCUUGGGAGCCAAAGAGGCGUUGGAAGCUGAAGAGGCCUUGGGAGCUGAAGAGGCCUUGGCAGCCCUGGGAGCCACAGACAAGGAUGUAUCCCUUAAGCCAAAAACCCAGACUUCCUUACAAAAGCCUUGGAAAACGGAAAAAGAAAACAUACCACAAAAGGAGGAGUCAAAAGAGAGUAUUUCAGAGUUGACUGAAAAAGCACUUAAAGAACUCCAGAAGAAAUUACCACCCCCUGCUCAGGUAGACAAAGACAAGGGGAGUAAACCGGUAAAGCCAAGUCAUGGAAUGGCAGGGAUUCCUGGGCGUAUGAUCCCUAGCCACGAGAGGAAGUCUUGGCGAGAGGAUAUUUGCCACCUUGUCACUUCAAGAAUAGCGAGUUCUCAUCCAGGGAUGGAAAGGGACCUGGGCAAAGAAUUGGAAGAUUUUGCUGAUAAGGUGCUCACCGACCAACCCAGCUGGGAUCUCUUCACAGACCUAUGUCCCUGGAGAAAGAUCUCAUAUACAUUACCACCAGAACCUGAGAUAGCCGUGCAGGAACGACCUGUCCGUAAAAGAAAGGUGCCUAAAAGAGCUAUCAAGGGGGAAGUAACAACAGAUGCAGAUCAAGAGGGAAUAAGCAUUCGGAAGAAACAUGAUAUUUUUCCAAAAGACAAGACAAAGAGGACAGAUUUCUUAGACAGUCACAUGAUCUUAGAGAAAAAGAAGCCUAAAGAAUUAACUAUGGAAGAAGUGAAGACAGCUACAGAAGAAAAGAGACUUCAGAGACAAGAGGAGAAACCACAUAGAGAAAAAAGGAAAACGCUCACUGAAGAAGGGACAUCAACCCUUGAAAAGAGAAUAAGGGAAUUGGAAAAGACAAUGGAAGCUCACAAGGAGGACAUGGGGGACAGAAAACAGGGGACACUGUCUCCAGUGAGGAAGAAGGAAAAGGAAAAGAGGGAGCUGGGAAUGGACAAGGGAGAAUUGGCUAGGGAAGGAAAGGAACUGAUCCAGGAUACAGAGGGAAAAGUUGGGAAACAGGCCCAGAAAAAGAGGCUACAAGACUGGGGAUCAGAGAGAACUGAGGAGGAAGACUACAGGGAGCUGCGUAUGCCAUCUGAGGUAGAGAGUAAGAAAAUACUGGAAAUGGAGAGCUUGACAAAGCAAGAUGAUAUAUUGGCUCAAAAGAAAGACUGGUCUGCAAAAGAAAAGAUAAAAAAGGAUAGAUUUGUCAGGGCAAAGGAUGAACAACAGCAGGAAGAGUGGCAAGAGCCAGAGAUGGGGCAAGAGAAGAAAGAGGAAGAGAAAGCCAAGGAGAAAAAACACUUAGCUCAGGAAAGCAAGAAACUGGAUCUAGAAGAAAAUGAAUGGUUUGAGAAAAUGAGGAAACUGUUCCCAAAAGUUAGUCCCAGAGGGAAACAGGAAAGCAAACUUCAACUAAGAAAGAGAAAAGCUUGGAAAAGGGUACAGAUGAGUGAUGAAGAGGGGAGAACAUCCUGGGGAGUAGAGGAAGUGAAGCUAGCAAGGGGAGAAAAGGACAGGGAGGAAACUGAAACAAAGGGGGAGCAGGAGAAGCAGAAGAAGCAGGAGGAGAAGAAACUGAGGAAACAGGAACAAGCAACUGAGGAAGGAAAGAGAUGGAGAUCAGAGGAAGAACAAGCAGUCACUAUAAGAGGAAAACCAUAUUGGAAAGUGGAGAAAGAGCCAGAGAAAACAAAAAUUCAGCCAAGAGAAAAACCAACACUAGUUUCAGAGGGAGAGAUAAUACAGAAACCAUGGGCUGCAGGAAAAAAGAAAUACCCUAUGAAAAAGGAAAGGUUGAUUAUAAAAGGCAAGGAAAUAUUUGAGAAAGGAAAAGAGAGGCCAAUUCUACAAGAUAAGAAAGGGAGAUUACAGACUCAGGAAGAAGAGAAAGUGAUGUUUAUGAAAGAGGAUCACCUGAGAGCCAAGGAAAGGAUGAGGUUAGGAAAGGAAAAGACAGAAAUUACUCAAAUCGAAGAACAAAGUAAGAAAAAGCAAGGUAAAUUGUUCCAGCAAGAGAGGAAAUUAUCCAGUAGGAUCAAGCAGAAGCAUGUUGCUCGAUACUGGAGAAAACCCAGAGAGGAAAGAAAGCCAGCAGUUGAGGAACAGGCUGUGGAAAGCAGGGUUGGUCUUAAAGAGAUAGAAGCUGGGGCUAAGGACAAGCGUGGGGUAAUUGGGAAGACAAUGUUGAGAGCCCUGGCUGGGCUUAGAGUACUAAGUUCAAUGCCUUUGAAGAAGACAGAUAUGCCGGAAGAAGAGAGGCUAUCUAUUAUGAGAAUUUAUGACCAUGAACGCGAAGUGCUUAAAAAACAGGAGUUGAAAACUGAAGAAGAGAGAGAGCAGGCUGAGGAAGAAGGUGAUGUGGUGACUCAGGAAAGCCAGUUGGAAGAGGACUACAGGCUAUUAGAGGAGUACAAGGAGGUUUUCCUGGAUAGAGCCCAGGUAGAGACACUGCUGAAAAAGUUCCAGGAGGCGGAGCUCUUAGGGCAAAGCCAACUAGUAGAGCUUCUCAAACACCUCGAGGUGAGCAAGUCAGGAAAGAUCCAGCUGGGGAGGCUGCUAGAGAAUAUCAGAGAGAGCUUGGAAGAGGAAAUGGAGGAAGGCUUGACUCACCCAGAAGGAGCAGGAAAGACUAAGGAGGAGAAGAAAAAGAAGAGCCUGGAGGAAGAGGAGGAGGCUGUGCCCAAGAAAAAGAGGUACCUGAAGGAAAAGGGCAGCUUUGGUAAAGAGGACUCACAGAAACUGACUGAGGAACAGAGGGAAAGGAGGCUGACCCUAAAAGGAAAACAGGAGAAGAGGUUGGUUGAGAAGAUAAAGAGGCUGGGUACACAGGAAGGCCUGGGUAAAGAGAAGAAGGAGGAACGAUUCAUCCAGGAAGAGUUGGGGCAUCCUGGAAAGGAGGACAAGGCCAGGGAACUAGAGAAAAGGAUUCUUAGUGAAGAAGAAGAGAGCCUGGACCAGGAAAGCCUGAGAGAGGCAAUCCAAAGUGGGAAAAUCCUGAGCAAGGAAAGCCAGAAAAAGAAAAUGCUAAUUGAGGAAAGGCUACAGGAUGAGGAAUGGAGUCUUGGUGAAGGGCAGAGCCCAAGCGAGCUGUUGAGUCUCAGUGACUCUGAGACUCUCGAUGGAUACAAACGUCUCAGUGGAGAGGAACUGAGUCUCAGUGAAGAAGAAAGCCUGAAAGUUGAGAAUCUUGCUGAGGAAAAGGAGGGAGCUGCUGGAUGGCAAACACUUCUGCGGGAUGAAGGCUUGCUUGAAGAGGAGAGAGAUUCUAGAUUCAUGGACAAAAGUCACUUAACAGCACCCCAGAUGUCCCCACAGGGGAAAUUAGGACUAUUCCUAAAAGAAUUGAAAAAAAGAUGGGAGAAUAGAUUUCUUGAAGCAGACUCCAGGGCCAGUUCACAGAGAAGACAAGAGACUGGAAUUUUGGAGGAAGACAGGAAGCAAUUUUCACAAGCUACAGGAACUGGCUUAAAGACUCAAAUCCCAGAGCUGCCCUAUGGACCACACCUAGAAUUACCCAUCAGCCUACAACCACAAAAGCCUAAAGGUGACAAGUCGAAUUGGGUCUUGCAGUAUCAAGACAUUCCACUGGAGAAAACUAGGAGUCAGGCUGUACCUCUAACCCCUGCCCCUUCCCCUAAAAGGUCAACUGAAGGAUAUCCAAGCCCCAUAUACACAGAGACAUAUAUCUCUGAUGAGGACUGGAUUAAUAAUACCCUCAGAAGGCUGGAAGCAGGAGAACAAGUUUCCAAGGAGAGCUACUAUCAACUGCACCAUUACCUUGAAGGUGUCUUGGAGCUAUAUUCACCUAGCUACUGGGAAGGGAAUCAACUUUCUACACUGAAGGCCAUUGUUCAGCACCUACAGCUGAACCAAGAUGCAGGUCAAACCCCACAGCCCAGUAAGGGCAUUUUUAUUCCGACACACUUAAAAGAGACCCCCCCAGUUAAAAGAAAAGAGGGGUGGCAGACAUUACCCUCUGUCCCUGAACUGAAGAUAAUUUCAGCUACCCAAGCUCAGAAACAAGAAGCCUUCAGCUGGGAUCAUUUGGCCAAGACUUACAGGGAAAAGCCGGCUCAGCAGCUCUCGACUGCCAUCAAGGAUGCGGAGCACAUUUAUCCAACUAGAAGGGAUGUUCUCAGAGAUGACUAUCCCAUUGUGGAUAGAAAGUCCCUGGCGGUGCCUAAGUCUGAACCAUUGUUACCACUGAUCACCAGUAGGGCUACAGACUCAAAGGAGGUAAAUUGGCAACUCUUCAAUGAGUCACAUAGAAGCACCCGUAGGCAGCAGUUACUGGAUUCUCUCAAAGAGAUUGAGAUGCGACAAUUUUACCCCGCCCAAAGAAACAUUCUCAUGGGGGACUAUGAAUUUGUACAUAGACAAACUUCGGCACUGGUGUUUCAAAGGGAACUCAAGGCUUUAAAGGAGAAAAGCAGGCACCCCAAACUGGCCAGAUUGAAGAAGACAAUGGCAAUCUCAAAAGAGAGAGAAGCACUACCUUCAUGGAACACAUUUGUGGCACUCUUCCAUGUUCUGCAGAUGCUACAGCAGCGGUAUGCCAAAGACAGAGCUACAUGGAUGGAAAACUUUUACCAGCUCAUGGACCUAUACCAGAUUAAGUCACCCCGAAUCCAAAAGUUACUGCUGGACCUGCUACUGAGCCGAGAGACUCAACCCCAAGAGUUCGUUUCUAAAGAGGCUCUGAAGGCCUUGGAGCUAGUGCCCGGGGAGCGGCUGUUCUAUCGUCUGGUUUGUGGUGGCUCCCAAGUCCCUGAUCAUUCCCUUAAGUUCUGGAAUGUGAUACCCCUCUCUGGGCAGAACAGAGUGGAUACUGUCCAAGCUGUGGGUAUUGCAAAAUAUGGGUUUCUAGAACUUGCCUGGAAAAGCUUACCACAAGUCAAACCAUACUUGGUCAAGAAGCUGCCCAGCACUGCCCCUAAUACUCACUGA